GGCCUUGUACACAUAUGAGGAUGAGAGCAAUGAUUUGACACUGGCAUCAUCAGGAGGAGGCGGUCUGGCCGAGAUCACGCUGACCUUUGACAGCGCCAGGGUGAUGUACGGCUUCUGCAGCCUGAAGGAGCCCACCGCCGCUCUGCCACGAUACAUCCUCAUCAACUGGGUGGGUGAAGAUGUGCCGGAUGCCAGGAAGUGUGCCUGUGCCAGCCACGUGGCCACCAUCGCAGACUUCUUACAGGUCAGACCUGCCACGGGCGUGGAGGUCACCGUGAACGCCAGCAGUCUGGACGACAUCGACCCGUCGGCCAUCGGCCAGCGGCUCACCAACGGGACCGCGGUGGUGGCGAGUCCGGUCCUGAGCCGCCUGAAAACCCGAGAGGAGGAGCACAGGGACGUGGGCACGGUGUACGAGAAGACCAAUGCAGAGGUGGAGAUGAAGAAAAUCAAUAGAGAGGAGUUUUGGGAGCAAGCCAAGCGCGAGGAGGAGGUGAGGAAGGAGGAGGAGAAGAAGAAGGCAGCAGAGGAGCGGCAGCGCUUCGAGGAGGAGCGCAUGGAGCUGGAGAGGAAAGAGCAGGAGAGCCGGGAGCAGCGGUACCGCGAGAGGGAGCGGCAGAUCGAGGAGCACAGGAAGAAGUUGCAGGAAGAGGAAGAGGCCAAAGAGAGGUUGCGGAGCCAGACCACCAUUGCGGCAGAGCUGAGCCUCGACGACCUGAACCUGGAUAAGAAAGAGACUGAGGUGGAGGAGGCGAAGGCCAUCAUCGCUCAGCGGUCAGGAAACCCUCGGGAGUUUUUCAAGCAGAAAGAGAGAGCCAUGACCAUCAGCGUCGACACCUCACCCGUCUCCAUCCACAGGACCGGCCGCUUGGACAGCCCGUUCUUGAAGCAGCAGCACAGUCCCAGCAGCCCCAGUCCGACCCCCCCACCCCGGGGCGCCUCGCCCCUCCGCACCCCGCCACACGCGCGGACGCAGCCCGCCGCCGCAGCCGGGGGCGAUGACGAUGAAGCAAGCACAGAGCACAACAAGGCCGCCGUGUCGCCCAUUCCCAAAAUAGUCACCACGUCCAUCAAAGAGGACAUCUGCAGGGAGGAGGACGAGGACUGCAGAGACGCCUGGGACUCGGUGCCGAAGCCGGAGCAGAAGCCGCCGGUCCAGGAGUCGGCCUCCGCCAAGCCCGUGCAGUGCGUCGCCCCGCAGGCCCGCGACUCCUCCGACUUCUCCGCGUGGGAGUCCGGGACCGACAGCCUGGUCAACCUGUGGGACGGCAGCCCCGGCCCCGCCCCCGACCCCUCCCAGACCUGCGGGUCCUCCGAUCUGGUGGACCUGAUGGGCGGCGCCGUCCCGCCCGGCGCCUCCGCCACCGGCGCCAGGCCCCAGCCCCUCCUCAGCUUCGACGACGUGAUGGACGGGACCUUCUGCUCGGCCCCCGUCGCCGAGGACGACCCCGCCAGCCUCGUGGACGUGACGGGCCCCGACCAGAUGACCCUCAGCUACCAGCAUGCACUGCAGCAUGCGUCCGUGGAGGGGAAGGAGCUGGAUGAUGUCCAGCUGCUGUUGACCAACGGCGAGACGCUGCUGAAAGAAGGCACUCAGGCCAGUGAGGGCUAUUUCAGCCAAUCACAGGAGGAAGAAUUUGGACAACCAGAAGAGUCCUCGGCUAAACCUGCACCGGUCUUUUAUAACAAGCCACCAGAGAUUGACAUUACGUGCUGGGACACGGACCCCGUGGUCGACGAUGACGAUGACUGACCGGCCAAUCACAAACCACCACCGGACCAAGAGGAAGUAGGAAGUGCGCUUCAUGAAGAAACUGAUUUUUUUUUUUUUUUUUAAACAAUACACCAACAAACAAACAAAAAAACUAAUAAUAAUAAUAACAAAUCUUGCAUCAAAAGUACUUCUGUAUUAUCUUUUAGAGGGAAACUAAACCGUAGCCACAGAGAAGACGUUGACGGUGGUUUGAAGGCUCAGUUAUGGGUCGUUCUGUGUGUUUAUUUUAUUUAUUUGUUUGUUUUUUUUCUUAUUAUUUUGCUAUGCAGAUGUAAUAGCCGGGAGCUGUGGGAGGGACCUUUGUUUGUAAAUGAUUUAUUAUACAUUAACGUAGCGCACUGCUGCAUAUUAGACACAUGAAGCCCAAUGUGUGGCAGGCAGCCGACACACUUAGUUUGUAGUGCUUUAAUAACACCCUAUAAAACUAAUACAGUGGAUUAUUACAGCUGCCAUGUAUAUCUCCUCACUGUUUCUUUUCUUACCUUUUAUUUCCCCCCCCACCUUCCUUCUGCCUUCCUCCCAAAAUAUCCAGAAAUAUUCACCUCUGCAAGUCACUUAAUCUUGGAUUUAGCCCUUACUUUAUUGUAAUAAAAAGGUGAAACAUUUAAUUUAUUCUGGUGUAUUUGAACGGUUGAUGGGAUCCUGAAGAAAUCAUAUGCAUUCUCAAGAGGAAAUUCCUGAAAACGGGUCAAAGUGUGACUCGUUUUUAACCUUUUUCGCUCCUUUUUUGUAUGAUUUUAAGACUGAAUUCAAGAUUAAACGGCUCGUAAAUCUG
Messenger RNA from Etheostoma spectabile (orangethroat darter), 2549 nucleotides. It is a transcript of the gene dbn1, whose product is annotated as drebrin 1. Gene Ontology annotation, cellular component: site of polarized growth; dendrite; postsynaptic density. Gene Ontology annotation, molecular function: actin filament binding. Lineage: Eukaryota; Metazoa; Chordata; Actinopteri; Perciformes; Percidae. The record is from RefSeq and is a predicted model, not a curated record. Gene Ontology annotation, biological process: postsynaptic actin cytoskeleton organization; positive regulation of axon extension; regulation of actin filament polymerization.